AUGCCCGGGUUUGUCUUGGAAGAACCAUUCCCUUUGGCUCGCUUUCAUAAUACUGUAGGCGAGCACGACAGCAAACAUUUUGUUGUUGGUCUAAAUGCACUAGAUAAUGAAGCUUCUGAAGAUGCUGAUUUUGUCGCCAUUACUGUCCAAGGUGAAGGCUUCAAGAUCUACAACACAUCAGAUCAAAAAUGUACGAAAUCAUGGACAACACCACCUGGUAUUGCUUUUGUGGGUCCUGCUACCCAUAUCGAUGGUGGUAGAGAUACAGAUGCUGUGGAUUAUACGUAUGCCAUUGUUGCCUCUGGUCCUGAUGUACCCAAGACAGAAGAACGCAAAACUGUCUUGUUAUGGAAAAACACCAAAAAUGGAGACAAUGAAGAAUUAGAUAAGACAACCAAGACUUUUGAUGAACAUAUUUAUGCUAUUCAUGCUUCACCUGCUCUUUCUUCGCAUGUCAUUGUGAUUAGUGAACAUGGAUCGAUUGAAUUAACUACUAAAGACUUGGAUCGAUCCAUUGCUAAACAAAAAGCUGCUGCUAAAAGUGGUUCUGUCUUUUGGUCUACUGUGUUUGUCACAUCCAAUGCUCAUUGUUGCAUUCCUUCUUCUAUGGUGCCUGCUAUGUCUACCAUGGUUGUUACUGUCAACAGUGUACCUGGGUCUGAUACAUUUGUGUUGAAACUAAACUAUGUCAAUAUUGAGCGUAGAAGCAUUGAUGUUUUGUCCAGUAUGGAGAUCAAAUUGGCUGAAAAACCUGCUUGCUUUACUUUGGAUCCCUCAGAUGGUCGCUUGACUAUCUUGAGUGUGGCUGGUACUUGGGCUGUCUAUCGUAUGCAACUUCGACACAGUUCUUCUAAAAAGAUCUCGGGUGUCUUGACUGAACACGUCUCUAUUCAAUUACAUGGUUAUCGUUUCCAAGAUGAAGCAUUGGGUACUAUUGCUUCAGUCACACCUUUAUCCGAUAGCUAUGUAGCUAUGAUUGCCCCUCGAACCAAAAAGAAUGAAGUAGAGCAUGUUGUCAGUGUAUGGGAUGUCAAGUACGGUACUUUACAAGCCGAGCAAUUGAUCAAGAUGUCAGAAAAGAACACUUUCAAGGACACUUGUAGUUACAGUAUUGCUGUCUUGCCUAAUUCUCAUCUUGCUGUCACCGUCUCUUCUGUGGCUACCAAGGCAUCUUCCAAGACAGCCAAAUCCGCCAAGAAGAUGGUCGAUGCUAACUCGGUUGUUAUGCUGUGUCCUUAUUACAGUGAACCUGUCUCUUUGAUGGCUGCUAUGGGUAAAAUGAAAGACACAGUUGAAGCCAUGGGUAUCAACACAAGCCUUGAUUCAGAUGAAAAUAUUGGGUAUGCACGCAGUGGUAAAGAAACCGUAGGCCGUGAUUUUGGAUUCAAUGCAGAUGAAACAGCCGAGGUUGCUUAUGACCGAUGGGUAUCUCGCUUGGAAAAACAUCAAAAGAAUGAAUCCGUUGCCUUGGCCAAAUUGGUGGCUCAACAAGACAUCACGGCUGAUACAUUCACCACUGUCUUUUUUGACUAUGCACGAGUGACUUUGAAUACAGAAUCCAGCAUGCCAGAAGCCAAUCUUGAUCCAUUGGCUGCUCAAACCGAACAUUACCGUCAUGCUAUGGCUCAUAAAUAUGUAUCUAACAAGAAACAAGUUGAAUUGUCACAAUUCUUUAUUUCUCAUGUGAUUGGCAAGUGCUUUUCUAGUCAAGACUUUUGGCCAGUGGAUGUUGUGUUGUAUCUGAUGUCUAAGUCAUUAGUUCGCAGUAACUACACAGAUAAGGGCAUUGUUCGUUCUUUAUUAGAAAGAAAAGAAUGGGCUUUAGUGCCUCUUGUGUUGGAAAAAGUACAGGAUAUACCUGAAAAGGAUUUGGUGACAUUGAUCAAGGCACUUGUCGAACUCUAUAACACACAGCAAGAAGAAUGGAAAGAGCGAUUCAGUCCUUACUUGAAGAUGGUCAUCACUGCUCCUCGGAAUGAUAUCUUUUUACAACAAUCUCUUGGUCGCAUUACUGCUUCUGAAUUAGCUAUUAUUUUAUCCACUGUUCUGGACUGGUUGAAGGACACAUCCUCUGCAUUAAGCAAUCGUAGUAGUAUUGUUGAUUUCGUGAAUAGUAUAUUGGAUGUACAUUUCCCUACGAUUAUUUUGGAACCUACCCUUCAACAAAUGGCUCAUUCAUUACGUGAACUUGUAAAGAACGAAAUUCAAGUGAUUGACGAUCUCGAACAAUUAAGAAACAUUUUGGGUGCCUAUGACCGCAAGAACAAACACACAAAUGCUAAGCGUAUUGAAAGACAAACAAAGGACAAUGCAGAUGCACCUGUGGACGAAUUAACCAAAUUCCGUAAGAAAAAUAAGGGCAAGUUUGGUGGUGAGCAAGGUAUACCAGUCUAUAGAGUGGAAGUGUUUCGAUUUUGA
This is a messenger RNA of Gilbertella persicaria, 2418 nucleotides long. RefSeq lists its product as uncharacterized. Gene Ontology annotation, biological process: maturation of SSU-rRNA. The record is from RefSeq and is a predicted model, not a curated record. The transcript has 4 exons. Gene Ontology annotation, cellular component: nucleolus. NCBI's taxonomy places the organism in Eukaryota, Fungi, Mucoromycota, Mucoromycetes, Mucorales, Choanephoraceae. Gene Ontology annotation, molecular function: RNA binding. The coding region runs from base 1 to 2418 and encodes 805 amino acids.